Messenger RNA from Thecamonas trahens ATCC 50062, 1484 nucleotides. RefSeq lists its product as uncharacterized. The transcript has a single exon. The record is from RefSeq and is a predicted model, not a curated record. Bases 1 to 1164 code for a protein of 387 amino acids. Gene Ontology annotation, biological process: intracellular monoatomic cation homeostasis. Gene Ontology annotation, molecular function: ribosome binding. Gene Ontology annotation, cellular component: mitochondrial inner membrane. NCBI's taxonomy places the organism in Eukaryota, Apusomonadida, Apusomonadidae.
AUGCUUCGCCUCGCGCUUACCGCGCCCCUGGCAGCAUUCCGUCCAGCCGCGGCAGCCGCCGCCGCCGCGCCGCACCUGGCCCGCGCCGCGUCAUCCACCCGGUCGUCGGCGGCGGCGACGACGACGUCUGUGCUCGGCAGCCGAAGCGCCGUGGCUCGGGCUCGUCGGCGGGCUGACGAAGCCGACAAGGCCGCCGGCAUUGUGAGCAGACGGUCCGGGCAGGCGCUCGAGUGGUUUGAGGAUAGAAAGCCGAUGCGGCGGCUGGCGGCGGCGGCAGUAAGCUCGUCGACGGCGGCGGUGGCCGGCGGCCGCGAACUGCUGGGCGAUCUGUGGCUGGGAUGUGUCCGGCUCUUCCGCAACGCCCGGCUGACGGCUCGACUCGAGGCGCAGACGGCAGAUGCGGUGCGGAAGCGGUUCUCGCGUCGCCGGAGGCAGCGGUUUGUGGACAAGACGUAUGCCGAUCUCAAGCGGCUCGUGCCGUUCGCCCUCCUCAAGGUCAUGCCCAUGUCGACCGUCACCCUCCCGCUGGCCAUCAAGGCCUUUCCUUCGCUCCUGCCGUCGACCUUUAAGCUCCGCAUCCUCGGCGGAUCGAGCGCCGAGUCGCGGGCGCAAGCGGCGGCCAAGGCGCGGUCGGCGGCGGCGGCCAUGAUCGCCAAGCUGCGGCUCGGCGAGCUCGCCCUCUCAGACCAUGCCUUCCGGGCGCUGACCUCGGAGCAGAUGGCGCCGCUGCGGUAUGUCCGCCGCGGCUCGCCGGUCUCGGCAGACGACAUCAUCGGCAACGAGUCUGUGUUUGUCGAGCACAUGCGCCUGCCGGCCGCCCCGACUCCAGCACUCAAGUCACUGGCUGCAAGGAUGGGCCUGCCCAUGUGGGGCCCACGCUGGGUUGUCUACACCCGCCUCCUCCGCCACUUUAACCACAUCAUCCGCGACUCGGCCCUCAUCCACGCCGAGGGCAUGCAUGCGCUCUCCCACGACGAGCUCAUUGUCGCCGCCCGCGAGCGCGGCCUCCGCAUCGAGGGUCUUACCGAGGCUCACAUCGUUGCUGCCAUCCGCGAGUUUAACAAGCUCGCCGCACACUCGCCGGCUCUUGUCUCUUCGCUGCUGCUCUUUGCCCAUGGCAACUGCAUCACCGAGUUGUGGCUUGCUCCGUCGACCCGGUUGUGAGCGUGCUCAGCUCGAGCCUAGGCGAGAGCUCGAGCUCGGGCUCGACGAGCGGUCCGAGUCGGAGAGGCCGUCGCCAUCAGUAUCGAUGGAGAGAUGCGCCCGUUCGGCGCCAUGGUGCGGGGUGUGGUGCAUGCCGUCGGCGUCUGACGACUGCGAGCGGAGGAAUGUCGACAUGAGGACCUCCUCCUCCUCCUUGCGCUUCUUGACCUCGACUCGCUUGGGGAUGAUGCGGCAGCACCCGUUCCACAGCACGAACAAAGCAAGCAGACCCACAAAGACCACCGCAGCCAUGAGCCCGAUCCAGGUGCCGAGGUACACCU